Molecule: messenger RNA, 3392 nt
Organism: Brienomyrus brachyistius
Lineage: Eukaryota; Metazoa; Chordata; Actinopteri; Osteoglossiformes; Mormyridae
Exons: 15
Coding region: 361-2889 (842 amino acids)
Source: RefSeq, a predicted model, not a curated record
AAAAGCUCCUUCUAGGAAGUGUUUAAUCUUCUCGAAAGUGCACUCCUGGCAUCGUGUGACAGUUAUGUUUGGUGGUUUUUUCGACGAGCUGUAUACUGCAGCCCACUUCCUGUUAGCAACUUCCAGAGAUCACAGCUUGUCAGAAAGGCAGCCCACAAGCAGUGGAGGCCCUUGGCCAUAGGGGUUGGUUCUGCACGCAGGGACUGGAGGAGGAAGUGACUCGUGUGCAAGCGGACACGCGUACAACAGACGGCAAGAAGCGCCGGCACACCCCGCUGACGCAGACUCUCGCCAAACCUCCCCUCUCUCCCCUCCCCGGGGAGCAGGAACGGACCGGCAGACAGCAGCUGAGGCGUUCCGAUGGCAUCCAGCCACACGGUCAUGCAUCUGCAGAGGAAGCUGAAGAACCUGCAGCAGCAGCGUGGCGAGAAAGGGGGCAGUCUGGAGUCCAGGACCCUGGGCACUGUGGUACCUACUAUGAGGAGCACGAUGAGUGGGUCUCCCCUCACCCCCCCCAGAGAUGCCCAUCACUCCCACAGGGGUGUGCCACUGCUCCACCCUAUGCCUGGUGUGCUGGUUCAGAGCCUGGAUGGAUUUGUGACAGAUAUGAGGACCCUGACCAAGCCAGAAAACGAUCCCAAAGAUUCAACAUAUGGUAGAGGGGAGGUCCAGUCCUCGGCCAGAGAGUCCAUACUAUCUGGAAGGGGCUCCAGCAAGCCCUUCUCGGAGCUCCUGUCGCUGGGAAGGAGUGUACCGGUGGUUUCCGUGCCGCCUUCGGCUCUCGCCCCCGAUCCAUGGAGGUCAGAAAGCACACAGAAUUUCUCAAUACGGCCCUCGUUUGGCUUUGUGCCCCCCUCUGCCGUCGCCCAUCCCAUGGGAGGCUACUAUUUCCCGAGGGGCACAGCAGCCAACAUAGAACUGUCUCCACAAAGGCUACCCAACAGCGGUCAUCAAAUAGACUCUGGUCCCAGCACCCGCAGAGAUGUCCUCUGUCCACUGCCCGGGUACCUUGGUGCAUUUACCGACUCAGCCAUGAUGUCGCCGUCUCAUCAAUACCCCGCUUACCUUCCUCAUGUCCCUAUCCAGCCAUUGUUUUACAGAUUUGACACGUCCUGUCUUUCAUACAAGAAGAUGCCUCUUCAGACUUCUGAGCUGAGUGCAUUUUCUCCUCUGCACUCGUUCCACCCCCUGCCUGCGGACCCCAUCGCUGCCAGGCCGCCAACCCGCAGGGCUGGGCAGCAUGACAGCGAUGCCGGCAGAAGGAGGAUUAAGGAGACGAUCGCAAACCAUAAGGGUGUGGAGAGCAGGCUUGUCGCUGAUACCGAGCUGGGGUUUCCCCAGAAGAAAGAGAGGAGGAGACAGAGGGUCGCAUUGGGCAAAGCCCCCGGCCUAGAGGAGGACAAGCAGCACAAAGACAUGAUGGACUUGAGCUCAAGGUCAAGGACGUCUCCACAAGAGACACAAAAGGGGAGAAGAUUCCGUGGAACCAUCACAACUGAACGCAAGAGCGUCUUCAUUCCAGAAAAAUCGCUUCAUCCCAUUAAGGAUCAUAUGCAUUCCCAAAAUCCACCACGAGUAGAAGCAAAACUCUGGAAUGGUUUCAGCAGAAAAGACAGUGAAACAUGCUCAGCCCAAGUGGAUUCUGGGAGCUGCCAGAGAAGCCCAGAGCCACAGAAUUCAUUAAAGGCAUUAGACCUCAGUCCGAGGUACCAGCAGAAUAAGUAUAGGGAUGAACAUAAGCAAAUGAGCAGCUGUACCAGUCGAUGCCAGGACCCUCCCAACAACCAGGAGGCGCCCAUCCCCCCACAUGGACAGGUGAAGGAAAGGGUACUUUUGCCACCCAGAGACGGGACCAGCCCCAGACAGGGUCAUAGAGUGGUACGGUCCAUUUCCAUGCCCAACCUCCUUUUAAUGCAGGUUCCUCUAGCCAAAUACGAAGUAUUUAAGGCUAUGUACGAGACAGGAGUUAGUGUGAAGGAGGCACAGCAAAAGGAAGACCUUAAUUCAAACAGAGCUCCAUCUCAGGGUGGAGCAAAACAUGACGUCAGAGCGCCAGGGUCUUUAGAACCGGCGUUUGACACAAGGACUUUGAUCUGGUGCAUCGCCGAAACCAAGCAGGCAGAAGGGAUGCUUCAGCCGUCUGCCGAAAGAAGUGAAAAUUCAACUCAAGAAAUACCCAAAACAACGAUGGACAGAGCGGGAAACUCCGUGUCCCCAGCAUACAUUUCUGUGUGUGACAAUAAAGAACUCUUCAGCAUGGCUCAACACGAGUCACCAGGGGCGGCGACGAUAAAGCCUUCACAAAACACGAAAAGACAACUGUCUGAAGAAGCAGAUCUCUCUCUUCAAUCUGUCGCCCAGAAGAGGAGAUCCACUGCACCCUCUUCACCUCCACCCCAAAACAGCAUCGUGGGUGCACCUCCCCUGGGUGGGAGUGAGCCAGAGAACCUUUAUUCCACUCUGCUCGACCUGAAGCCUCAGCUCUAUCCUGAGUAUAACGAGGGUCAUACGGACCCUGCAUGUGAUUUGGCCAAGUUUGAAGGUCAAAAUCGAGGUGAGGUUCAGGAUCUGGGCUCCACCGGCUUCUCAAGUGAAGAGUCCAUGGAGAUGUCCCCAGACCAUGAGAAAAGGUGGAAACCUCAGUGGCAGGGCAUUGAGGAGAUCCUGGAGACCUACAGAGGCUACGCUGAAGAGAGAAUAUUUGAAGAAAAGAUACUUGAAGAACAACUCAGGGUGUUGAAGGAGAAAAACAAUGAAUUGAGUUUAAUUGCAAAAAAACUGAACACUCGAAUACAGAGUCUACAGGCCACCAAAGAGAGACUGGAGAAAGAGCAGAGGGAGCACGAGGCAGCCCUGGCCUCCCUAAGGAAAUGUCUCAGCCUCGUCUAGCGAUGGGGACCUGACCUCUAACAAACACAGCACUUCUCAGCUAAAACCUUCAAUUCGACUCUUCAGUUCACUUCCUUUAUUCUUCUACUUCCGAUUUACAGGAAUGUAAAUUUAUUUAUACAUGUUAUUUCAGUGUUAUUCCAUAGUAUAGAUACGACGUAAUUGGCAGACUAACAUAGCAAGCGCAGAACUAGUCCUUUUAUGACCUAAAUAUAUACCCUCGCUGUACAAUAGCCAUCUACUGUCUACUGAAACGAAUAUGUACUUGAUUAUUGUAUGAUUUUUACACUAUAUAAAAUGCACGAGUCCUCUGUAGCACACAGGUGAUUUUUGUUACAGGCAAUUUGUUCUCUAAUGCGGCAAAAAUUGGUUUGAUUAAAGAAGGCAUGAGAGAGUUACCGAAAUGAGAGGGAGUGGGAGAAAGUAGCCCAGCUGUAGAACAUAUGACGACUGAAAAUAAUUUUCGCUGAUUAAAUAAACUAUGAGCUCAUUUUGAAAUUGAA